AUGGAACCAAGAAACAAUACACGAAUUUCAGUAUUUCUUCUUAUGGGAUUUUCAGAGGAACCAGAAUUGCAACCCUUCUUCUUUGAUCUGUUUCUGUCUAUGUAUCUGAUCACCAUCUUUGGAAAUAUGCUCAUCAUCCUAAUCAUCAUCUCAGAUGCCCACCUCCACACACCCAUGUACUUCUUCCUUGCCAAUCUGUCCUUUGUAGAUAUCUGUUUUAGCUCCACCACUGUCCCAAAGAUGCUGGCAAAUAUCCAGAUACAGAGCAAAGUCAUCACCUAUGAAGGCUGCAUCACCCAGAUGUACUUUUUUUUACUUUUUGUGGGGUUGGAUGACUUCCUUCUGACAGUGAUGGCCUAUGAUCGCUUCAUAGCCAUCUGUCACCCCCUUCAGUAUACAGUCAUAAUGAACCCCCAGUUCUGUGGACUGCUGGUUCUGGUGUCCUGGAUUAUUAGUGUCGUUCAUGCCUUACUAGAAAGCUUAAUGGUGUUACGACUGUCUUUUUGCACAGAUGUGGAAAUCCCCCACUUUUUCUGUGAACUUAAUCAGGUGGUCAAUUGUGCCUGUUCUGACACCUUCAUCAACGAAAUAGUCAUGUGUUUGUUAGCUGUGCUGUUGGGUGGCUGCCCCCUCACUGGGAUCUUGUUCUCCUAUUAUAAGAUUCUUUCCUCCAUUCGUAUGAUCUCAUCAACUCAGGGGAAGUAUAAAGCAUUUUCCACCUGUGCUUCUCACCUUUCAGUUGUCUGCUUAUUUUAUUUUACGACUAUGGGAGUAUACAUCAGUUCUUCUACUACUCACAAUGCUCGUGCAGGUACAACAGCUUCGGUUCUGUACACUGUGGUCACGCCCAUGCUGAACCCCUUCAUCUACAGCCUGAGGAAUAGAGACAUUAAGGAGGCUUUGAAGAGAUUACUCAGGAGGGAAGUCAUAAAGGGCCACCUGUCCUGGCAUUGA
Chrysochloris asiatica (Cape golden mole) is the source of this 954-nucleotide messenger RNA. Its product is annotated as olfactory receptor 7A10-like. The coding region runs from base 1 to 954 and encodes 317 amino acids. Gene Ontology annotation, cellular component: membrane. The transcript has a single exon. Gene Ontology annotation, molecular function: olfactory receptor activity; G protein-coupled receptor activity. The record is from RefSeq and is a predicted model, not a curated record. Gene Ontology annotation, biological process: G protein-coupled receptor signaling pathway. Lineage: Eukaryota; Metazoa; Chordata; Mammalia; Afrosoricida; Chrysochloridae.